AUGGCGUCCAACGGUACCAAUGGAACUAACGGCCACAAUGGCGUCAGUUCCUACCAUGCCUCCACUACUCAAGAGGCCAUCCAGGCUGAGAAAGACUUCGCUGCCCACAACUACCACCCACUUCCCAUCGUCUUCGCUCGUGCCCAGGGCACCACAGUCUGGGACCCCGAGGGUCGUCAAUACCUCGAUUUCCUGUCUGCGUACUCCGCUGUCAACCAGGGUCACUGCCACCCCAAGCUGGUGGCGGCUCUAGUCGAUCAGGCCUCCCGUUUGACUCUCAGUUCUCGUGCCUUUUACAACGAUGUCUUCCCCCGGUUUGCCGAGUUCGUGACCAAGUACUUUGGCUUCGACAUGGUCCUGCCCAUGAACACCGGUGCGGAGGCGGUCGAGACCGGUAUCAAGAUCGCCCGUAAGUGGGGUUAUAAGGUCAAGGGCAUUCCUGAGAACCAGGCGGUGGUCCUGAGUGCGGAGAACAACUUCCACGGACGCACAUUCGCUGCUAUCUCCUUAUCUUCUGACCCCGAGUCGCGCGAGAACUAUGGCCCUUACCUGCCCGGUAUCGGCUGCACCAUUCCCGGAACGGACAAGCCUAUCGCCUACAACGAUAAGGCCGCCUUGCGGGAGGCCUUCGAGAAGGCGGGUCCCAACCUCGCCGCCUUCUUGGUGGAGCCCAUUCAGGGCGAGGCUGGAAUUGUUGUCCCCGACGAGGAUUACCUGCAGGAGGCCAGAGCCCUGUGCGACAAGCACAACGUUCUGUUGAUCUGCGAUGAGAUUCAGACUGGUAUUGCCCGUACUGGUAAGCUGCUCUGCCACGAGUGGAGCGGCAUCAAGCCUGACAUGGUGCUGCUGGGCAAGGCCAUCUCCGGUGGCAUGUACCCCGUGUCCUGCGUGCUGGGCCGCAAGGAUGUGAUGCUCACCAUCGAGCCGGGCACCCACGGUUCAACCUAUGGAGGUAACCCGCUGGCCUGCGCGGUCGCUAUCAGAGCCCUGGAGGUCGUCCAGGAGGAGAACAUGGUCGAGCGCGCCGAGAAGCUCGGUCACGUAUUCCGCGACGGUCUGCAGGCCAUCAAAAGCCCCAUCAUCCAGACGGUGCGCGGCAAGGGUCUGCUCAAUGCUAUUGUCAUUGAUGAGUCCAAGACCAACGGCCACUCUGCGUGGGACCUCUGCAUGCUGCUGAAAACGAAGGGGUUGCUGGCUAAGCCGACUCACGAAAACAUCAUCCGCCUGGCACCGCCUUUGGUGAUCACUGAUGAGGAGGUCCAGAAGGCCUUGGACAUCAUCAAGGAAGCCGUCAACGAGCUCCCCACGCUCACCGGCGCGGCUGAGGAUGAGGUCAUUCCCCCUCCGGAGAAGAAGGUCAAGGUCAGCCUCGAGAACUAG
Messenger RNA from Aspergillus tubingensis, 1380 nucleotides. It is a transcript of the gene car2, whose product is annotated as ornithine-oxo-acid transaminase. The record is from RefSeq and is a predicted model, not a curated record. Lineage: Eukaryota; Fungi; Ascomycota; Eurotiomycetes; Eurotiales; Aspergillaceae. Gene Ontology annotation, cellular component: cytoplasm. The transcript is spliced from 3 exons. Gene Ontology annotation, molecular function: L-ornithine transaminase activity; pyridoxal phosphate binding; identical protein binding. Bases 1 to 1380 code for a protein of 459 amino acids.